AUGCGUGGGCCUGGUUGGAAUUGGCGUAUUUCCACAAUUCCGCCGCCACCAAAAUUUACUCCUUGUCACCUCGAUCGGCCAUCGCAUGAAAUCAACAGACCCGAAACCGUGAACUUAAGUGAUACCAAAUCCGCCGCGAAAUCCGCGCUAUUCCGUAUGAUAUGGAGUUACCUUGGCCUAGAUGCCCUAAAAGUCAUCAUGAUGCUCGAUCCCUAUUUCUGGGGUAUUGUUUCUUCCCCGCCACCAUCACCUCUCGACUCCUUCGGCACUUUGGGAAUGGCCGCCACCCAAACCUAUCGCCUCGUCUUCUCACUGAUGGGCGUUAUAUGUGCAGUAGAAUGUGCGGCUUCCGCCGUUUCUCUGCUCUGUCUUAGCAUUUCAUUAUGGCUCCCCUUCGCUCGCACAUGGACCUUGAUCCCAAUUGAAGCCCCAUGGUUAUACCCAAAAGCAUUUGGAUCUUGUUUUUCUUCGUUACUCGACCAUGGCCUCAUCGGCUUCUGGAGUAAAUGGUGGCACCAGAUUUUCCGCUUUAGCUUCGUCCAGCCCAGCAAUUGCAUCUAUGAUCACCUUCCACAUCGACUUCAAAAGCCAUUUUUAAGACGGCUUCUCCAGUUGUACGUUGUGUUCGGCUUGAGUGGCCUAUUACACGCCGCUGGCAGCUACACGCAACUGGCCCCAACAAGACCCUUCUCCGGCAUUUUCCUGUUUUUCUUUCUUCAGGCCCCAGCAAUCAUGUUCCAGGACCUCAUUGUCAAACAUGUCAUCGCGCGUCUUCCGUUUCGCUUUCCACACUGGCUCUGUCGAUCCACGAAUAUCAUAUUUGUUGUGGUUUGGGCGUUUUUAAUUGGACCCCUGGGCGCAGAUGAUUUUUCAAUAGGCGGAAUAUGGUUGGUCGAGCCGAUUCCCCUCAGCCCGAUUCGUGGUUUGGGAUAUGGUGCAGAAGGCGAAGGCUGGUGGUGUUGGAAAGGACAGGCAUUUCAGCAAUGGCGGGGCGAAAAGUGGUGGGAUGUUGGGAUACGGAUUAUGUGA
Molecule: messenger RNA, 1029 nt
Organism: Histoplasma mississippiense
Lineage: Eukaryota; Fungi; Ascomycota; Eurotiomycetes; Onygenales; Ajellomycetaceae
Exons: 1
Coding region: 1-1029 (342 amino acids)
Biological process (GO): lipid metabolic process
Source: RefSeq, a predicted model, not a curated record